Eptesicus fuscus (big brown bat) is the source of this 2187-nucleotide messenger RNA. RefSeq names its product anthrax toxin receptor-like. Bases 178 to 2061 code for a protein of 627 amino acids. Gene Ontology annotation, molecular function: signaling receptor activity. Lineage: Eukaryota; Metazoa; Chordata; Mammalia; Chiroptera; Vespertilionidae. Gene Ontology annotation, cellular component: membrane. The transcript has 17 exons. The record is from RefSeq and is a predicted model, not a curated record.
GUGAGGCUCUGGCCUCUUCUGCCCAAAGGACCGGUACCAGUGGAGGCUCUCAGGGUGACAUGGUGAAAGGGCUGAGGGACCAAGGCCCCUCAGCACAGGUAGAGGUGGCAGAGGUGGCAACCUGUGGUGGCCUGAGGUGGCCUGGCAUCCGGUGAGGCCAUAGAGGUUGCCAAUAAAAUGGGGACUGGUGGCUCCGGGGUGCCAGGUCCUACACUGUUCCUGCUUCUGGUGCUGCUACCUUCUCUGGUGAGCAAGAAGAGCUUCCUGCACAGCGUUCCGGGAUCCAGAGACUUCCAGCACCUCAGCCUGAGCUGGGGAAGCCUGCACAGCCACCUCAGCCAGGAUAGGGGAAACUUCCGCCACCACCGCAGCCUAGGUGCCUGGCAGGUUCAGAAAAAACAGAGUUAUGUCUGCUCAAAUGACCUCUACUUCGUCUUGGACAAGUCAGGCAGUGUGGGCAACAACUGGAACCACAUUUCCAACCUGGUGGAGGAGGUGGUGAAGAAGAUUGGAAACCCAAAACAACGGAUAUCCUUCAUCACCUAUUCCACAAAAGCCCAAGUCCUCAUGAAGCUCACCUCAGACAGAAAAGCAAUACAGGAUGGGCUUAGCCUUCUUCGAAAUACAGUGCCUUCGGGAUCCACAAACAUGUACGAGGGACUUGAAUUGGCAAAUGAUCAAAUUGAACAAGAGAGAUAUAAAGGAAACACCGACCCAGUGACGAUUAUCGCUCUGACUGAUGGAACACUGUUAUUACAAGCGCAUGAGGAGUCGAAGAGAGAAGCUGCAAAGUCUCGGCAAAUGGGGGCUGUUGUUUACGGCGUGGGUGUGAAUGACUAUAACAGAGAACAGCUGGUUCAAAUUGCAGACAGCAAGAAUCACGUGUUUGGAGUGGACACUGGGUUCAAGGAUCUAGUGAAGAUUGCAGAUUCACUCUCAAGAAUCUCCUGCUUUGAAAUUACAGACGCCAUCCCUUCCACUUUAUGUGCAACAGAAAAUUAUGAUUUGAAGGUGUCUGGACAAGGCUUUAAUAAUGCCAGGAACAAGAACGAAGUUGUUUGUAGAUUCAAGUUUAGUGACAAGAAAUUCUUCGACCAAAAAGCCACAUCUGUGCAAGAUACCACACUAACGUGCCCAGGAACAAAGCUAGACUAUCCAGGCCAGAAGGUCUUCAUUGAAGUUAGCCUGGACAAUGGCAUGACCUUCAUCAACAACGAUAUUGAGAUCUUCAGUGAGGGAUGUACGACAACUGUACCUACAACUACCCCGACAACUGCAACUACAACUACCCCAACAACUGUAACUACAACUACCCCGACAACUGUAACUACAACUACCCAACAGCCUACCUCUACCCGGAAGCCUACUACUACUCUGCAGACUACCACUACAACAACCCAACCACCUCCCCCACCACCACCUCCCCCACCACCUGACCCACCACCUGACCCGCCACCUGACCCGCCACCUGACCCAACACCUGGACCAACACCUGACACAACGACUGCCCCCCCAACCGCUCCACACUUCAUACACAUUGCUGACCCUCUAUACCUCCUUACACUCAUCCCGGCCAUGCUCAUGUUCCCCUUGCUCAUCUGUUGCAUCUGGCGGCUAUGCUUCAAGAAGACCAUCAAGGAGCCACCCCCAGUGAAGGAACCAGCAAAGGAGCCAGAGACACGUCCCAUGCAGACAUGUCCCACCGUGAUUGUCCCUUGUUGUGGGUGCCAAGUUCGCCAGAUGAGAAGGAUAGAGGGCAAACUGGACAUCUUGUGUGACUUUGUUCAAAACUGCAACCAGGUUCCAUUGAUGUGUUGUCAGCCGUGGGACAAGGGGAGGUGUGUCAACUUCACACUAAUGAAGCCCUACCUUAGGCAGUUGCCCAGCAACCCAAAGAUGUACCUUGGGCCAAGCCAGGGGUGCAUCCCUCUCAACAACUGCUGCACAUGGGGCCAACAUCCCCCGCCUAUAUGCUUGCAGCCUACUUCCAGGAUGCUACCACUGAUUGCUCCCCCUGCCCAGACACUCUGCAGAACUACCUUAUCACUCCCACACCAAUAGCUAAUCUCUAGAGCACCAAAAUCUCAAAAUUAAUAAGAAAAUUUUGUAUACUGAAUUGGACAUAUAUAUUGAGUUUUGGUUUAAAGUCAAAAAGGAGUUGGAUUUUGUUGCUGAUUAGUGUAAGAG